Messenger RNA from Symbiodinium pilosum, 1161 nucleotides. Lineage: Eukaryota; Dinophyceae; Suessiales; Symbiodiniaceae. The record is from the annotation of a GenBank genome assembly.
AUGGCGGCUGCGCUUCCUGAUGCCGAGGCUGUGGUCAAAGAUUUGCCGCCAAAGGAGCGGGGGCCGCGCCCUGCCAGCAAGGCUCAGGCCAAGCCAAAGCCUAAGGCUGCUGCGGCUCAGCGCGCGCAGUCGCCAAAGCCGCAGGCAAAGACAGAGCCGAAGGCAAAAGCCAAGGCGACUGGCAAGGCAAAGGCGCGGGCCUCCUCGGAGCCGCCUGCGCCGCGUGCAGGACGUUCUGCGCGACAGGCAGAAGCACGACCCCAGCCCAAGCGUGCAAGUUCGGCUACUCGAACACCUGCAGCAAAGGCACAAGCUUCGGCAAGAUCACGCCCGCUGAAGUACGAUCACGAAGGCGCCAUGCCGAUCGAAGAGGUUCAGAUGGGAGAUGUCUUCCAGGGCCGCGUCACCAACGUAAGCCGCUUCGGUGUCUUUGUUGACAUCGGCGCAGUCAGGGAUGCUCGCUUGAACGUCACGAAAGAAAUCGGGCAAUGCUUUCGAAUAGGCGACGAAGUGGAGGACUGUACCAUCGACAAUAUGGAUGUUGAGUUGGGUCGCAUGAGCGUGUCCAUACCCGAUCCAGAGGCUGCAGUGCGCCACCUGCCACCGAAGGAGAGGGCUCCAAAGGCAGCUGCACAGCCAGCACGGCCAGCACCAAAGGCCGCUGCCGCCCGGGCGCAAUCGCCCAAGCCGAAAGCAGCACCAAAGGCAGCCACGAAAGCGGCAGCAAAGGCUGCGCCGAAGGCAGCGGCGCCGAAGGCAGCAGCGCCAAAGGCGGCAGCACCAAAGGCGGCAACAUCCAAGGCAGCACCGAAGGCCAAGGCGACCACCACGGCCAAGGCACGUGCUGCGUCACCGGCGCCCGCAGGGCGACGUGCCGAUGAAGGCAUUCCCAUCGAGAAGCUCCGAGUUGGUGCAAGCGUGGAUGGUAUUGUCACGAACAAGAACCAGUAUGGCGUCUUUGUGAACAUCGGAUGCACCAAGGAUGCCCGCCUCAAUGUGUCGAAGGAACUGGCCAAGGAUAUGCGCAAGGGCGACGAGAUCUACGGCAUGCUGAUUGAGUCUGUGGAUUUGGAUAAAAACCAGAUUGGUUGCUUCCUGGAGGACCCGGAGCUCUUCGUGGAGGAGGAAGCCCCUCCACCUCGGCGGCCACCGCGGCGAUGA